Messenger RNA from Felis catus (domestic cat), 4097 nucleotides. It is a transcript of the gene CHSY1, whose product is annotated as chondroitin sulfate synthase 1. The coding region runs from base 66 to 2654 and encodes 862 amino acids. The transcript has 4 exons. Gene Ontology annotation, molecular function: glucuronosyl-N-acetylgalactosaminyl-proteoglycan 4-beta-N-acetylgalactosaminyltransferase activity. Gene Ontology annotation, cellular component: Golgi cisterna membrane. The record is from RefSeq and is a predicted model, not a curated record. Lineage: Eukaryota; Metazoa; Chordata; Mammalia; Carnivora; Felidae.
GGGCUGAGGGCGCGCGGAGCCUGCGGCGGCGGCGGCGGCGGCCCGGCGGGCGGAGCGGCGCGGGCAUGGCCGCGCGCGGCCGGCGCGCCUGGCUCAGCGUGCUGCUCGGGCUUGUGUUGGGCUUCGUGCUGGCCUCACGGCUCGUCCUGCCCCGCGCCUCUGAGCUGAAGCGAGCGGGUCCUCGGCGCCGCGCCAGCCUCGAAGGCUGCCGGCCAGGGCAGGCGGCGGCUUCCCAGGCCGGCGGGGCGCGCGGCGAUGCGCGCGGGGCGCAGCUCUGGCCGCACGGCCCGGCCUCGGAUGGCGGUCCGCGCGACAGGAACUUUCUCUUCGUGGGAGUCAUGACCGCCCAGAAAUACCUGCAGACCCGCGCCGUGGCCGCCUACAGAACAUGGUCCAAGACAAUUCCUGGGAAAGUCGAAUUCUUCUCUAGUGAGGGUUCAGACACCUCGAUACCAAUUCCGAUAGUGCCACUACGGGGCGUGGACGACUCCUACCCACCCCAGAAGAAGUCUUUCAUGAUGCUCAAGUACAUGCAUGACCACUACCUGGACAAGUAUGAAUGGUUUAUGAGAGCAGAUGAUGACGUGUAUAUCAAAGGAGACCGUCUGGAGAAUUUUCUGAGGAGUUUGAAUAGCAGUGAGCCCCUCUUUCUCGGGCAGACAGGACUGGGCACCACGGAAGAGAUGGGGAAACUGGCCCUGGAACCCGGUGAGAACUUCUGCAUGGGGGGGCCCGGUGUGAUCAUGAGCCGGGAGGUUCUCCGGAGAAUGGUGCCGCACAUUGGAAAGUGUCUCCGGGAAAUGUACACGACUCAUGAGGACGUGGAGGUGGGAAGAUGUGUCCGGAGGUUUGCGGGGGUGCAGUGUGUCUGGUCUUAUGAGAAUUUGGGAACUACCUCAGUGGCUGAUCCCACGCACCCAGGUCACAUGUCGAUCACAGGCCUUGUGGGAAGAAAGUUGGAAACAGGGCACUUCCGAGAUGUUGUCUUAUUCCAGGCUAAGUCCUGCUCUGCGAACGGACCUCACAGGCGUCCAGGAGAGCAAAGGGCCGAGUUUGAGAAGAUGCAGCAGCUUUUUUAUGAGAAUUACGAACAGAACAAAAAGGGGUACAUUAGAGAUCUCCAUAAUAGUAAAAUUCACCGAGCCAUCACCCUGCACCCCAACAAAAACCCACCCUACCAGUACCGGCUCCACAGCUACAUGCUCAGCCGCAAGAUAGCCGAGCUUCGCCACCGCACCAUCCAGCUCCACCGAGAGAUCGUCCUGAUGGGCAGAUACAGCAACACGGAGAUUCACAAAGAAGACCUCCAGCUGGGAAUCCCACCUUCCUUCAUGAGGUUUCAGCCCCGCCAGCGGGAGGAGAUCCUGGAGUGGGAGUUUCUGACUGGGAAAUACUUGUAUUCUGCGGCUGAGGGCCAGCCGCCUCGGAGAGGGAUGGACUCCGCUCAGAGGGAGGCCCUGGAUGACAUUGUCAUGCAGGUCAUGGAGAUGAUCAAUGCCAAUGCCAAGACCAGAGGACGCAUUAUUGACUUCAAGGAGAUACAGUAUGGCUACCGCCGGGUGAACCCCAUGUAUGGGGCUGAAUACAUCCUGGACCUGCUCCUUCUGUACAAAAAGCACAAAGGGAAAAAAAUGACUGUUCCCGUCCGGCGACACGCAUAUUUACAGCAGACCUUCAGCAAGAUCCAGUUUGUGGAGCACGAGGAACUGGAUGCAAAGGAAUUGGCCAACAAAAUCAAUCAGGAAUCCGGAUCCUUGUCCUUUCUCUCAAAUUCCCUGAAGAAACUUGUUCCCUUUCAGCUCCCUGGAUCAAAGAACGAGCACAAAGAACCCAAAGAGAAAAAGAUAAAUAUAUUGAUUCCAUUGUCUGGGCGUUUCGACAUGUUUGUGAGAUUCAUGGGAAACUUCGAGAAGACGUGUCUCAUUCCCAAUCAGAACGUCAAGCUCGUGGUUCUGCUUUUCAAUUCUGACUCGAACCCUGACAAGGCCAAACAAGUUGAACUCAUGAGAGAUUAUCGCAUUAAGUACCCUAAAGCUGACAUGCAGAUUUUGCCUGUGUCUGGAGAGUUUUCAAGAGCUCUGGCCCUUGAAGUAGGGUCUUCCCAGUUCAGUAACGAGUCUCUGCUCUUUUUCUGUGACGUUGACCUCGUGUUUACUACAGAAUUCCUCCAACGAUGUCGAGCAAACACAGUUCUGGGCCAACAGAUAUAUUUUCCAAUCAUCUUUAGCCAGUACGAUCCAAAGAUUGUUUAUAGUGGGAAAGUUCCCAGUGAUAACCAUUUUGCCUUCACUCAGAAAACUGGCUUCUGGAGAAACUAUGGGUUUGGCAUUACUUGCAUUUACAAGGGAGAUCUUGUCCGAGUAGGCGGCUUUGAUGUUUCCAUCCAGGGCUGGGGGCUCGAGGAUGUGGACCUUUUCAACAAGGUUGUCCAGGCAGGUUUGAAGACAUUUAGGAGCCAAGAAGUGGGAGUAGUCCACGUCCACCAUCCUGUCUUCUGUGAUCCCAAUCUCGAUCCCAAACAGUACAAAAUGUGCUUGGGGUCCAAAGCAUCCACAUAUGGGUCCACACAGCAGCUGGCUGAAAUGUGGCUGGAAAAAAACGACCCAAGUUACAGUAAAAACAGCAAUAACAGUGGCUCAGUGAGGACAGCCUAAGGUCCAGCUUUGCUGGAAGAGACGUUUUUAAUUAUCUAAUUUAUUUUUCAAAAAUUUUUUGUAUGAUCCGUUUUCGAAGUCCAUACAAGGAUAUAUUUUACACAUGCUUUUCUUACAAAGGACUCCUUGAUGAUUGAGCUUUUUGAACAAAAAUGUGAUCAUGUUUGCCUUUGAGCACAUUUUCUUGCUGAACGUCAUGUAGCAGGCCUGCUUGAUAAUGACUUGAAAUGUACCUGAUGGACAGAACUUUCUUGUAGUGUUUCGUUGUGUUUUAUGCGUUUCUUUUCAGACCCCUUUGCUGUGGUCCUAUGGUAGAAACCAUGAACGUUCCUGCAAAGUAUUAAUGUAACAGAACACUGUAACUCUGGUACAUGUUUUGUUGUAACUGGUAAUGUUGCACAGAUUCGACCUUUUGUCUUUUUUUUUUCAAUGGCGUUUUUUUUUUUUUUUUUAAGCCAUUUCAUGUUCUAAUUGUAAAAUAAGGAAAUGUGAUAAUAAGCUGUAUCAUCAUUGUCGGGAGAGCUUUCCAAAGUUGAUUCUUUCCCCCAACUUGUGCUCAUUGUGGUCACGGAGUUGUUUUAAAAGCAAGGGGACAAAGGCACAGUAAGAUGAAUGGCUGUCGUCGUAAUUUGUGUGGCUUAAUGGACCUGGCAUUAAAUUCCAAGAAGGAUUUGGUUUUUUGUUUUUUGUUUUUUCUCAUCUUUAAAGGGUACACUAUUAAUAUUUGGAAUGGCAAAGAAGAAUUAUUGUAAUAAAUCUAAUGUACACAAGCUAAAACAGAAACAAAAACCCGCCCUAAUGAAAGCAUUGGGGGAAAAUGUAUUUUGGUUUUGUUCAUCCUGUCUGUGUUACAUCGGUGGAGUUGGCUGUUUCAAUCUUUAAUUACUGUUUUGUUUUAUUCUUUGUAUCUGAAAUACCUUUAAUUUAUUUAAUAUCCAUUGUUUAGAGCUCGGCCAUUUCUCAAGUACCUGUUUAGCUAUUAGUAUUUAUGUGUAUCAGGAGUGUGUUUAGUGUUAUUUUAUUUGCAGUAAACUGAUCUCCAAAGAUUUCCUUUUGAAAAUGCUUUUCCCUCCUCAAUUUUUACAUUCCUUACUGUUUUACUAAAUAUUAAGUGUUCUUUGACAAUUUUGGUGCUCACAUGUUUUGGGGACAAAAGUGAAAUCUGUCAUUACACCAGAAAGUUCGUUUGUUUUAAAAACUCACAGAUCAAAUGUGCCUUAAUAAAUUUUCUUUUUCAUUUAGAUUUCAAACAGUAAUAGACUUGCCAUUUUAAUACACAUCGUUGGAGAUCUGCUUAUUUGUAAAUAGUCUGUUGCUCAUUCGGGAAAAUAAACCAGUCAACAGUAUUUUUCUAUUGUACUUUUCAGGACCAUUUUGUCUCAUUACUCCUGUUUUAGCUAAAGAAUUGUAUAACAUUUGGAGAGUAAAAAACUGAAACACUGA